AUGGGGGUUUUAAAGGAGGUGCUGAGCACCAUCCCUCUAUCACACCAGUGCAGGCCGUUCUUGCUAGUAACACGAGUGAGUAGUCGGCCACGGUACAGAGGAGAUAACAAUCCGAAGCUUUUACAGCGACCCGACCUUUUCCGGAAAGGGCACGUUCGAAUGCCCUCAGUACGAGGCAAACACCCUGCCGAACCACAUGAAGCUGAACAGAGGCGUGGUGGAUCCCUACGUUGUGCAUACCACAAAACGAAGAACUUCGCGAGAAGCUUGAUCUCGCGGAAAGGCGUCGCGAGCAUGCAGAAGCUGAGCUGGCAAGAAUCACUGCCUUUUGGAGGGCGAUCCAGAUCCGGUACCACGCUCAGCAACAAGACAGCUCUCGUCAUCCUCGCUGGUGAUAGAUGCAGUGAGAUUGAUACCGCGGCUUUCAUGCUAUUGCAUGUGAUACAACUGCUAAAGCUUGCACAUAUGUUUUACCAUGUAUCUCUAGACCUCGAGAAUCAUGAAUACGACGACGAGGACGGCCUUGCGCAAUCGCAGUCCAACAAGGACUUCAAAAGGGCGAUUCUUCUGUGCUGCAGACUCCUUGAGAGACGGGAUGGAACGACGGGCCUAACCGCAAGGGCUGCAUCAGAGACAGAGAAACCUCAAGUCUCCUGGUUGUUUCGGCCUCGCUCUUCGGUAGACCUAGACGGAACCAACUGGUCGAUGCCGAAUACUACACGGAGACCCUUCUACGGAGAAUACAUGCCCUCUCACAAGCCAGGCAUGGCCUUUACUCCCAAUGUCGUAGGCAAAGGUGGCAAGACCGACGAUUGCUGCAAGAUGUGCAGCAUCAAAAGAGCCAUUCCGAAGAAAGACGUCAACGACACAACGACCACACAAAUUUGA
Molecule: messenger RNA, 888 nt
Organism: Fusarium redolens
Lineage: Eukaryota; Fungi; Ascomycota; Sordariomycetes; Hypocreales; Nectriaceae
Exons: 2
Coding region: 1-888 (295 amino acids)
Source: RefSeq, a predicted model, not a curated record